AUGAAGUGUUUUGAGAGACUGGUCUCACAGCACAUCAGAGUCAGCCUCCCUCCCUCCUUCGACCCACAUCAGUUUGCUUACAGAGCUACUGAAGAUGCCAUCACUGAAGAUGCCAUCACAGCUCUGCUGAGUGCCAUCACCACAGCUCUUCACACAACACUGAGUCACUUAACGGGGAACUAUAUAAAGGACUUACUCACUAACUGCCCACAAACUGUUAAACUUGGCCCCCACCUCUCCUCCGCCCUCAUGCUCAGCACUUGCUCUCCACAAGGCUCUGUGCUGAGUCCAUUUCUCUAUGCUCUAUACACCUGUGACUGCACUCCAACCCAUCCCACUAACACCAUCAUUAGAUUCGUGGAUGACACCACUGUGGUCGGCCUUAUCACAGGAGGAGAUGAGUUGGCCUACAGAGAUGAGCGGUUGUUAGAAGGCACAGCAGCAACUACACUUCCUGAGAGUGCUCAGGAAAAUAGGCUUGAAGAAAAGCUGCUGGUGGCCUUCUACCGCUCCGCCAUCAAGAGCGUACUGGCGGACUGCAUCUCAGCAUGGCACGCUGGCUGCUCAGCAGCAGCAGACAGGAGAGCUCUUCAGAGGGCCAUCAACACUGCACAGAAAAUGCUCGGCUGCCCUCUGCCCUCCCUGGAAGACAUUUCCAGCUCCCGCUGCCUCAGCAGAGCCAAGAACAUUUUAAAAGACACUUCUCAUCCUGGACACCACCUGUUUGACCUGAUGCCCUCUGGCAGCCUCAUACCCUUGAAAGCACCAGGCUUCACACUGUCUCGCUGCCGUCUCACGCCUCUAGCCAUCUCUAUGCCCCCUUUUCCCCUGCCCCCUGGCUGCACCCUGGCCCAGCCUUACGGCCUGCCAGCUUCGUUCGGAGGGAUGUGCCCUCCUUCCUGCUGUCCCCCUGAGCAGAAUGAGGGCACGGUGAGGGACUAUGAGUGUGUAUGUGUUGGAGCAUCGUGCAGCAGUGGGGCGCAGUGUUUUGGCCAGCAGUGCUUCGCUUCCCUCUCGAUCCUGAAUGGGACAUCAGUCCAACAGAAGGGCUGCAUUGUCGAUAGCGGAGGAGAGACGCCAAUAAGUUGUGGGGUCUCGCCAACCCCUGAGCUGGUGGUAGAGUGCUGCCAAGGCCAUCUGUGUAAUAUGAACGUUACGGUGGAGCCACCAGUAAUAAGAGAUGUUGAAGUGUCCUCUGGCAGACCGGUCCUUCGAGACCAGCAGUGUGUGUGUGGCGGUGGUGUGUGUGAGCAUGGUGAGCGCUGUACGGGCCAGCAGUGUUUCUCGUCCCUGAAGAUGAUUGACGGAGCGGCUGUCCAGCAGAAGGGCUGCCUGAGAGACGAUGAGGAGGGCAGAGCCACCUGCGCCACACCGCCCUCGCCAUCCCAUGUUGUCAAGUGCUGCCAGGGCCAUCUGUGUAACAUGAACGUCACUGUGCAAGCGCCAGGAAAAGAAGAGGAAGUCAAACCUCCGUCAAAGGAGGAGCAUGAGUGUGUAUGCGAGGGCAGCUCAUGUGUGACCGGGACACGCUGUAUGGGCCACCAGUGUUUCACGUCUUUGACUGUGAAUGCUGGCUCCCUGGCAUACCAGAAAGGCUGCUUCAAGGUGUAUGAGCAGAGCAGGUUGACCUGCAAGACCCCACCCUCCAGGGACCAGAUCGUCGAAUGUUGCCAUGGCCACCUGUGUAACAUGAACCGCACCGUGGAGCUGCCCGUCCAAGCAAGCGAUCUGCCCAAUUACAGUGUGACCACUCUGGCUAUCGUCAUCGUGGCCCCUGUCAUCGUCCUAAUCGUCCUGUCCGCAAUCGCCAUCCUGGUCUUCAGACGCAUUCAUCACAACCAAAUGGAGAGGCUAACGGCCCGAGAUGCCGAAUACGGAACCAUCGAUGGCCUCAUUGCCUCCAAUGUGGGAGAGAGCACCCUGGCGGAUCUGCUAGAUCAUUCCUGCACUUCAGGAAGUGGCUCCGGACUACCCUUCCUCGUCCAGAGAACCGUGGCUCGGCAAAUCACGCUCUGCGAGUGCGUGGGUAAGGGGCGUUACGGUGAGGUGUGGAGGGGUCUGUGGCAGGGAGAGAGUGUUGCUGUCAAGAUCUUUUCCUCCAGAGAUGAGAAGUCCUGGUUCAGAGAGACUGAGAUUUACAACACAGUGCUACUAAGACACGAGAACAUCCUUGGCUUUAUAGCUUCAGACAUGACCUCCAGGAACUCCAGUACUCAGCUGUGGCUCAUCACCCACUUCCAUGAGAUGGGCUCUCUGUACGACUACCUUCAGCUCAGCACCCUAGACGCCUCCAGCUGUCUCCGCAUGGCGCUCUCCAUAGCCAGCGGCUUGGCACACCUACAUGUCGAGAUCUUCGGCACCCAGGGCAAACCAGCCAUCGCCCACAGAGACCUCAAGAGCAAAAAUAUACUGGUCAACAAGAACGGACAGUGCUGCAUCGCCGACCUGGGUCUGGCCGUGAUGCAUUUCCAAGACACCAACGAGUUAGACGUAGGGAACAACCCUAAAGUAGGUACGAAGCGCUACAUGGCCCCAGAGGUGCUGGAUGACUCCAUCCAGACAGACUGCUUCGAGUCCUACAAGAGAGUGGACAUCUGGGCUCUGGGUCUGGUCCUGUGGGAAAUCGCCAGGAGGACGGUCAGCAAUGGCAUUGUGGAGGACUACAAGCCGCCUUUCCAUGACGUGGUGCCCAGUGACCCCAGCUUUGAGGAUAUGAAGAAGGUUGUAUGUGUGGACCAGCAGAGGCCCAACAUCCCAAACAGAUGGUUCUCAGAUCCGACUUUAACCUCGAUGGCUAAACUUAUGAAGGAGUGCUGGUACCAGAAUCCAUCAGCGAGGUUAACGGCGUUACGCAUCAAAAAGACUCUGACAAAGAUUGACAACUCUCUGGACAAAAUCAAAACAGACAUUUGAGCCUUCUCGAUGGAGGCGAGGCAGGAACGCCAAAGGCCUUCUAAAACGUCCAGAAGCCGGACCAUCUAGAAAACUCAUACAAGAGACUGGAUGGGCUCAGUGCCCUUAUAGUGGCACAUUGUAUUUAUUUAAAAAAAGAAAAAACUUGGUGGGAAACAUUUUGGCAUCCAAAGAUGGCUUACAGGGCAUUUGUGAAACUGCCGGUGAUCUUGGAUAUUAGGAUACUGUCUGCACACCCGAAGGCGUAGGAGCUGAACUGCUUGCAGCAUUUUUUUUCAGGAAGAAACUGUUACCUGGGCAUUUCAGUAGGCUUGUGUUUGUUUAAAGCUGCAGAUCCCAUUUGACACAUUUUGAAUUUGAAAAAUAAAAUGUCUUGACGUAUUUUAUUUAGCUAUAUCACUAUCAGUUUUUUUUAUUGCACUGGCAGUCCUUGCAUUCUUUAUUUGCAUAGUAGUGGAUGCACCUUGGAAAAAAAAUUCAACUCGCCAAGUCAACCUGCCAACUACAUACUCCUCCUUUUCUUGAACAGCUAUAAGUGCGAAUAGCAAAACGGUGUUAUGGUUUAACGUGACUGCACCACUGUUUACAAUUCUGUCAGAACGUCAUCAAUAGUUUUAACAUUAUUUAGUUGUACAACUGCGGUUAUAGACAAUCUUCUCCUGAGAUGUCCGACUAAACGUACCCUGUUGCUAAACAUAUGUAUAUCACAGUGUAUUUUACAUUGCGUUAUGUACCUGUUCUAUGUAUUGUUUCUUUUAGCCUUACACAGACAAACGCUAAAAGUACAAAUAAAAUAUUUGCUAGACAAUGCUGAAUUCUAUUUCUUCAGGAGCCUUGUGAAGCUACGCUGUCUUCAUGCGUGCAUUGUUGUCUUAAUAAUGUGCAUUGUCUUAAGUAAUUGAAGUCAAACUUCAGCCUUUUUUAUUUCUUUAAUAUUUUAUAUCAAUUAGUGAUUUCUAUUAAUUAAAUAGAAAAAAAUCGU
Molecule: messenger RNA, 3895 nt
Organism: Lampris incognitus (smalleye Pacific opah)
Lineage: Eukaryota; Metazoa; Chordata; Actinopteri; Lampriformes; Lampridae
Product: activin receptor type-1-like
Exons: 14
Coding region: 1-2913 (970 amino acids)
Biological process (GO): cellular response to growth factor stimulus; protein phosphorylation; BMP signaling pathway
Cellular component (GO): plasma membrane; BMP receptor complex
Molecular function (GO): transforming growth factor beta receptor activity, type I; SMAD binding; ATP binding
Source: RefSeq, a predicted model, not a curated record